Messenger RNA from Aspergillus novofumigatus IBT 16806, 330 nucleotides. RefSeq lists its product as uncharacterized. The record is from RefSeq and is a predicted model, not a curated record. Lineage: Eukaryota; Fungi; Ascomycota; Eurotiomycetes; Eurotiales; Aspergillaceae. The transcript has 2 exons. Bases 25 to 330 code for a protein of 101 amino acids.
CGAUGACCGUGAAGUAGGAAUAAAAUGACACCAUUAGUCUCCGUCGUCUACAAAGUAUCUGACGCAGGCAUAGCCGGGACAAAGAAGCAUGUAAAUACAGGAUCGCCGAACCGGGGUCUUGACGACUAUGCUGAAUAUGCAUUCAUUGUCCGUGAACGUGUUGACAGGAAUUCCAAUGCGGUAAUGACGUACGUGGACAUCAAAUCAGAAGGCCUGCGCGAGAUCCUGCGUGCGGUGCUGCAGGAUGUCAAAGCUAUUAGCCUGAUGGAGGACAAGCCAUCGGUUUCAUUUCCUCCCAGAGCUCGACAGAUGUGCGGAGAACAUGGAUAA